Molecule: messenger RNA, 702 nt
Organism: Pisolithus orientalis
Lineage: Eukaryota; Fungi; Basidiomycota; Agaricomycetes; Boletales; Pisolithaceae
Exons: 6
Coding region: 1-702 (233 amino acids)
Source: RefSeq, a predicted model, not a curated record
AUGGCAUCAAGUGAUAACAGUGCUUACACCAUAUGCAUCACCCAUGUCAAGAGCAAAAACAGUGGUGAAGCCAGUCAGCUACUCAUCAUCCCCAUAAAGUGCACAACAUUUGUGCUUUCUAGUCAUGGCAAUUAUGAGGAAGAGGAGAUAGCAUUUCAGAUGGGAUGUAUUAAGCAUCAGGGUAGCAAAAAGGGAAAAAAGGAGUCAGAACAGGCUCUGCUGACACCCCCUUGCAAACUCCUUGUACAAGCCCCACUGGCCCUCACUAAAAACCCCACCCGGAAAGUGAAGAAAACAUGGCCCAGGAAGUUGCCUACCCAUGACUCACCUGACAAUCCUUCCCUCAGCAGCACCAAAGUGCUGCACAAGAAGGGCCCAAGUGAAUGGGAUUGUUUGGAUGAUGAGGCAUGUGAACCAGUUCUCCUGGAGAGGCUGACUAUCACAUAUGUAUUUGUUUCACCAGAUGCAGUAGUGGCAUUGAGGCUACCCAUUGAUCAUCCUGACUAUGAACCACUAGAGAGCCUUCCUGUGAACCCUUUCAACACCACCCAGAUCCUGGACAGCAAUCAGACACAAGAGAGGCCCUGUGCCAAGCUCAUGAAGAGCACAAGCUCAGAGUUGGAGCUGACAAAGAGUGUCUCAGCCAAUCAGAAGGGGGAUGAUCCCAUCAGACAGGCCCAUGGCCUGCACUGCAAUGAUUGA